Molecule: messenger RNA, 1134 nt
Organism: Arachis ipaensis
Lineage: Eukaryota; Viridiplantae; Streptophyta; Magnoliopsida; Fabales; Fabaceae
Source: RefSeq, a predicted model, not a curated record
AUGGUAGAAGCUGAAAGACUACAAUAUCACAGGUUCCACCAGAACAAGUUUCGCUCCUAUCAACUGCAAGGCCUACAUGAGUGCCUAAUUCAUGGUGAGACACAGGCUGCAGGAACUGGCAAACGAGUUAUCUUGCCGUCUUUAUUUGUCGGCGGUCCCUGGUAUGCCGGUUACCCUAGCUAUUUCAUUACUAUCACAUGUAACCCAGAUUGGAACAAGAUUAAAGAUUGCGUUGCGGACUAUUCAUUAAAGCCAAGUGACAGGCCUGAUAUCAUAUCAAGGGUUUUCAAGAUCAAGUUAGAUGCCUUGCUAAAAGACUUAAAGGAUGGUCCAUAUUCGGAAAGCCCAAAGGAGCCAGCCGAGAAGCCUAGAUCAUCCGAUGAUAUUGACCAUCAUAUAUCGGCCGAGAUACCUGACGAACACACUCAACCUAAGCUAUACAGCCCGUGUAUGGUUAAUGGGAAGUGUUCCAAGUUUUAUCCAAUGCCAUUCCAUGAGAAAACAGCCAUAGACAGUGCAGGUUUUCCCAAGUAUAAACGGUCAGAUAAUGGUCGUUCAACAAGCAAGAGGAAUGUUGACCUCGACAAUCGGUUUAUUGUCCCGUACAAUGCAAAAUUGCUUCUUAAGUAUGGGUGCCACAUAAAUGUUGAGUAUACUUGCCAGACAUCUGCUAUUAAGUAUUUGUUCAAGUACGUCCACAAAGGUAAUGAUCGUGUCACAGCUUCAUUUUUCCGAUCGCAUGAUUCAGCUGAUUCUGUUGUCACUGUGGAUGAAAUCCAAAACUACUAUGAUUGCCGAUAUAUAUCUGCUUGUGAGGCAUCCUGGCGGCUAUUCGGGUUUGAGAUUCAAUUCAAAGAGGCUAACAAGGAUUUUGAUCUGGCCCGUACACUAACUUACACGGAGAUGCCGUCAUUUUUUGUUUGGGACAAGCAAGGGCAUAUGUGGAGGCCACGGAAGCAAGGGAAUGUGAGUGGUCGUCUCACACAUAUUCCUCACUCGCAUGGAGAGGAGUACUACCUUCGUUUGUUAUUGAAUUAUCAAAAAGGGUGCCAGACAUUUGCUGAUGUUCGUUCUAUUUGUGGCAUUGUGUACGAUACAUUCAAAGAUAAUUUACUUAUAUAUAUAUGUGAUUAA